CUCUACCACGUGGCCUACGUGCUGAUCAAGUUCGCCAACUCCCCCCGGCCGGACCUCUGGGUUCUGGAGCGGUCCGUGGACUUCGGUCAGACCUACAAGCCCUGGCAGUACUUUGCCUCCUCUAAGAGAGACUGUAUCGAACGUUUCGGACAGAGAACCAUCGAGAGAAUCAGCAAUGAUGACGACAUCGUCUGCACCACCGAGUACUCGCGGAUCGUCCCGCUGGAAAACGGAGAGGUCGUGGUGUCCUUGGUGAACGGCCGUCCCGGCGCCAUGAACUUCUCCUACUCCCCGGUGCUGAGGGAGUUCACCAAGGCCACCAACAUCCGGCUGCGCUUCCUGAGAACCAACACGCUGCUGGGUCACCUGAUGGGCAAAGCUCUCCGUGACCCCACCGUGACCCGCAGGUAUUACUACAGCAUCAAGGACAUCAGCAUCGGAGGACGCUGUGUGUGUAACGGACACGCAGAGUCCUGCAACGCUCAGGACCCCAGUGACCCCUACAGGUUACUGUGCGACUGUCAACACAACACCUGUGGUGUGUCUUGUGGCCAGUGUUGCCCCGGGUACAGCCAGCUACCGUGGAAACCAGCCACGACCUACAGCGCCAACGAGUGUGAACCCUGUAACUGUCACCGUCACUCGUUCGACUGUGUCUACGACCCGGAGGUCGACCAGAGGAGAGGCAGCGUGGACGUGCAUGGACACCACCGAGGGGGCGGAGUCUGCCUCAACUGUCAGCAUCACACCACCGGCGUGAACUGUGAGCGCUGCACCCCCACCUACUACAGGUCAGCUGACCACACCAUGGACUCCCCCCUGGCCUGCUCACCCUGUGACUGUCGCUCGGAGUUCACAGACGGAACCUGUGAGGAUCUGACCGGUCGCUGCUUCUGCAAACCGAACUUCCGAGGAGAGAACUGUGACUCCUGCGCCGCCGGCUUCCUGAACUUCCCCGACUGCUACCCCGCGCCCACGUAUCCCAACAACAACAACAACAACGGUGAAGCCAAACCAGCCGGAGAGAUCAUCAACUGUGAGUGCAGCGCCGCCGGCACCGUGGACAACUCCUGCCGGCCCGACCCCCGGACUCGAACCUGCGUCUGCAAACCCGGGUUCACCGGUGACCACUGUGACACGUGCGCUCCGGGGUUCCAUGGACUCAACUGUCAGGCCUGUCAGUGUUCAGGUCACGGCUGUCUGGAGGGGUCAUGUGACUUGGUGACGGGUCACGGUGUGUGUCGGAGUGGUUUCGAGGGGAACCAGUGCGACCAGUGUGCACCAGGAUACUUCCACUACCCGCUCUGCCAACUGUGUGGCUGCAGCCCGGUCGGCUCUCUCCCUGACGGCUGUGAUGCGUCCGGUCACUGUUUGUGUAAACCAGAGUUUCAGGGACCUCGAUGUGAACAGUGCAGAUCUGGAUUCCACUCCUACCCCAACUGUCAAGAAUGCACCUGUGACCCCCGCACCUCCCUGGACGCCGGCUGCACCUCCUCCGGUCACUGUCACUGUCGACCCGAGUUCAGCGGCGCCGCCUGCCAGCAGUGUGCUCCUGGAUUCUACGGUUUCCCAACAUGCACCUCCUGUCAGUGCUCUGCAGAGGGCUCUCGUUACACCAGCUGUGACCAGGUGACGGGUCAGUGUGUGUGUCUGUCCAACGUGCACGGACUGAGGUGUGACAGCUGUGCACACGGAGCCUACGGCUUCCCCAACUGCCAGGCUGGGACGUGUCAUCCUGCCGGCUCCGUGCAGAACGUGGUGCAGCCUCCGGUCGGUCAGUGUGAGUGUCGUCACAAUGUGGAGGGUCCAGCCUGCGACCAGUGCAAACCUCUGUACUGGAGCCUGUCCUACAACUCUGCUGACGGAUGCACCAACUGUGAGUGUCACACUGCAGGGACCCUGAGUGGAGUGGCAGAGUGUGCACAGGAAACCGGUCAGUGUCACUGUAAACCCAACGCCUGCAGUGGGACCUGCUCCACCUGCAAGGACGGCUUCUACAACCUGCAGGAGAAGAGCUACUUCGGCUGCCAGGGAUGCCAGUGCGACAUCGGGGGGGCAGCAGGUCAGUCGUGUGGAGAGAGGAACGGGCGCUGUCGCUGCCGACCCAACGUGGAGGGAGCCAAGUGCAACCUACCUCGUCCUGAUCACUACUUCCCCGACCUGCACCACCUGAGGUUCGAGAUCGAGGAGGGCACCACGCUGGACGGCCGGCCGGUGCGAUUCGGCUACAACCCUCUGGAGUUCAAGGGCUUCAGCUGGAGAGGCUACGCUCAGAUGACACCGAUCCAGUCCAAGGUGUUGGUGCAGGUGGUGGUGGGCUCUCCAGACCUCUUCCACGUGGUGCUGCGGUACGCCAGCCGGGGGGGGGCUGGUGUCCGGGGCCGGGUGUCGGUGAUAGAGGACGGAUGGAACUACCGCUGUGGUAACUGUUCAGAACAGUCCAAGCAGAUCGUCUUCGCUCCGAGUGCAGAACCCUCGUUCCUCAACGUCCCACAGAACAACUUCGUGGAACCGUUCGUCCUGAACCCGGGAACCUGGACUGUGGUGAUAGAGGCCGAGGGCAUCCUGCUGGAUUAUUUGGUCCUGCUGCCCAGUGCCUACUAUGAAGCUCCCAUCCUGCAGAUCAAGGUCACAGAGCCCUGCAGCUACAGCUCCGCCCACGGCGCCGCCCACAACUGUCUCCAGUACAGGUAUCUCUCCCUGGACUCCUUCCCGUCCAUCUCCGGUACCGAGGCCAGCUGCCGUAAUGAUAACCACCUGCCCCGCCCCUGCCCGACUGAGCGGGUGACCCCUCGCCACCCGGACAUGGCGGUGUGCAGUGGCUAUGAU
Messenger RNA from Pleuronectes platessa (European plaice), 2829 nucleotides. Its product is annotated as laminin subunit alpha-5. Gene Ontology annotation, cellular component: basement membrane. Lineage: Eukaryota; Metazoa; Chordata; Actinopteri; Pleuronectiformes; Pleuronectidae. The record is from RefSeq and is a predicted model, not a curated record. Gene Ontology annotation, biological process: axon guidance.